AUGUCCUUCCGUCGCGUCCUCAGCACCUCGGUGCGCUUCGCUGCCGCCUACCCGCGCAGCUCCCAGCGCCUGCCGCAAUUGCUCUUCCCCCAGUACCGCACCUAUGCCUCCAAGAUUGUCAAGGUUCCCGAGAUGGCUGAAUCCAUCACCGAAGGAACCCUAAAACAGUUCAGCAAGAGUGUCGGCGACUACGUCGAGCUCGACGAGGAAAUUGCCACCAUUGAGACCGACAAGAUCGAUGUCUCGGUCAAUGCCCCUGAGGCUGGCACCAUUGCCGAGCUGCUGGCUAAGGAGGAGGACACUGUCACUGUUGGCCAGGACCUCAUCAAGCUCGAGCUCGGCGGCGCCCCUCCGGAGGGCAAGAAGGAGGAGACCGCCAAGGAGGAGCCUAAGGAGCCCGCUCCCAAGAAACAGGAGACUGCUCAGGAGGAGAAGAAGCCCGAGCCUUCGAAGAAGCCUGAGCCGCCUAAGGAGGAAUCCAAGUCUCGGCCUGAGCCGCAGCAGGAGAAGAAGCCCGCUCCCGCGAAGGAGGAGCAGUCCAAAAAGACUGAUUCUCCCUUUGGCAGCCGCGAGGAGCGCCGUGUGAAAAUGAACCGUAUGCGUCUGCGGAUUGCCGAGCGUCUCAAGCAAUCGCAGAACACCGCGGCCUCCCUGACCACAUUCAACGAGGUCGAUAUGUCCUCGCUGAUGGAGCUCCGGAAACUUUACAAGGAUGAUGUGCUCAAGAAGUCCGGCGUCAAGCUUGGUUUCAUGAGCGCCUUCUCCCGCGCCUGCGUGCUUGCCAUGAAGGACGUUCCUGCUGUCAACGCAUCCAUCGAGGGCCCCAAUGGCGGUGAUACUAUCGUCUACCGUGACUACGUCGACAUCAGUGUCGCUGUUGCGACCGAGAAGGGUCUUGUUACUCCUGUUGUCCGCAACGCCGGGGCUAUGGACAUGAUCGGCAUCGAGCAGUCAAUCGCGGACCUUGGCAAGAAAGCGCGCGACAACAAGUUAACCAUUGAGGACAUGGCCGGCGGAACCUUCACCAUCAGCAACGGUGGCGUCUUCGGCUCGCUCUAUGGCACACCCAUCAUCAAUCUUCCCCAGACCGCUGUACUGGGUCUCCACGCCAUCAAGGAAAGGCCUGUUGCCGUCAAUGGCAAGGUUGAGGUCCGCCCUAUGAUGUACCUUGCUCUUACUUACGACCACCGCCUGCUUGAUGGUAGAGAAGCUGUUACUUUCCUGGUCAAGAUCAAGGAAUACAUUGAGGACCCUCGUCGCAUGCUGCUGGGUUAG
Diplodia corticola is the source of this 1275-nucleotide messenger RNA. Its product is annotated as dihydrolipoamide succinyltransferase. The coding region runs from base 1 to 1275 and encodes 424 amino acids. The record is from RefSeq and is a predicted model, not a curated record. Gene Ontology annotation, molecular function: dihydrolipoyllysine-residue succinyltransferase activity. Lineage: Eukaryota; Fungi; Ascomycota; Dothideomycetes; Botryosphaeriales; Botryosphaeriaceae. The transcript is spliced from 5 exons. Gene Ontology annotation, biological process: tricarboxylic acid cycle. Gene Ontology annotation, cellular component: oxoglutarate dehydrogenase complex.